Messenger RNA from Glycine soja, 701 nucleotides. RefSeq lists its product as uncharacterized. Lineage: Eukaryota; Viridiplantae; Streptophyta; Magnoliopsida; Fabales; Fabaceae. The record is from RefSeq and is a predicted model, not a curated record. The transcript has 2 exons. The coding region runs from base 142 to 408 and encodes 88 amino acids.
GCGGAUCUCAGCUCGAACGAAACGAAACCUUGGUGGUUGGUUCCCCUUUCUCUGUCCUCACUCGUGUGCGCGUCUAUCCCAAAGAGAGUGAGCGAGUCAGUACUGAGUAGGGUUUCAAAUUUCCAAUCGGAAUCGGAAAAAAUGGGCGGCGGCGGCGGCGAUCACGGCCAUGGACACGGACACGGCGAUUUCAGGAACAAGGUCUGGAGUAUGAGCGGUGGCCCUUACUGCCGUCCCAAGCACUGGAAGCGCAACACCGCCAUUGCCAUGGUCGGCGUCGUUCUCAUCUGCAUCCCCAUCGCUAUGAAAUCCGCUGAACUCGAGCAACGGCCACAUCACCCUGUUCGCCCCAUCCCUUCUCAACUCUGGUGCAAGAACUUUGGAACUAAAGACUAUAAUGAUCCAUGAUUCAUCAAUUGCAUAACUUGAGUGGAUGUUCACAUCAUGUGAAGCAAACUUUAUUUGUUAAAUGCUAAGAAUAUGAACAGCUUUAAAGAUUGCUGUUGUUGAUGUUAUGCAAGACUUGGAUCUAGGAUCAUCAUGUAGUGACAUACUUUUGUUUUUUGGGCAAUGGACAUCCAUUUAAAAAUGUGAAAUUAAAUAAGUGCUUAUUUCUGAUUUUUUAUUUUAUUUUAUUUUAUUUGAGAGCUUGUUGAAACCGAUGUUUUACUAUAAUAAUGGUAAUUGUGCUUUUAUCAGUU